AUGUUGAAACACUGUUUGUUUACAAAAAUUAUCGAAGCAAUUCAAAAUAAUUUGACUUGUUGUGUUCGUAAAAAGAAGUAAGUUGUAUUUUAUAACAUUUUUGGGAGUUUCGUGGAUUUUACAUCAAUUUAUAUUGUAGUAGAGGGCAGUUGUUCAAGAUUUUAGACGUUUUUAAUAACUUUUAGUAAAAUAAAGUCAAAAUUUAAGGAAAGUAAAAUAUUAGAAGCCUUUUUUGAGCUAAUAGAGUUAGUUUUAAACUGAUUUAUCCUUUUUAUCAACCGGUUUUUACAAUUCUCUUGAAAAACAUCAGACUUGACGCAUUUCAAAAAUGGGGUCAAGUUUUGUUUUUAGUAAGAAAAACAAAUUGUUGUUUGUUUUACGGAUGAAACUGUUGAUUCUAUGCGUAAUAUUGUGAAAUAACCUGUAAAUACUACUAAAAAUAUUGCAGAAUGACAGAUUCAUGGGAUAACGCUGAUAAAAGUAGGUAUUUUCGGCUUAUUUUGUUGAAUUAUAGGUUAUAACUUAAGGUUCUUCUUGAUUUUAAGGCUAAAACUUGAGUUAUCCGUGCUUUUGAGAGUCUUCUUGAGUUAAAUUAAUGAGUUAACAAAAGGUUCUUGUAUUUUAUAGUGUUUUUUAGCUACAAAUCUGGCUUUGCCAUAAAGAAUUUAUGUGUUAAUUUUAAAAUUAGUUGAAGACUAACUGUUAAUGCCUAUAACAACCUUCAUAUCAAUGUCUUAUGUCUUCUAAUAAUCUUCAGAACCUUUAUCAUCAAAUUCAUUGGAUUAUCUUGCACAUUUUGUAGCGGAUUCAUGGAAUUUCGACGCCAAUUCGUCCGUUGCCAUUCAGGAGAAGUUCUUCAGAGAUGGCCACAUUGGAGAUCGAUGUGAAUUACUCGUAGCUCAUCCGUUUUAUCUAGCUACUGGUGAGUAUGUUACGUUUUGUUGUUUUGGUUUAGAUUUGGAAUUUUAGAUUGAAGAGAAUCAAAGGUUAUGAUGGGAUGUAUGUUGUCCAUCACUAAUUUGAUAGGUAGCAUAAGAUGGUUAAUAUAAAAUGGAAUAUUAUGUAUUAUGAGCUAUUUUAUAGCUCAUUUGAAAGAAAAAAAAUUUAUUUAGCUAUAAAAAGGUAAUUUUUGUUGUGUUACAGUCGAAAUUAGCCUUUUUGAGAGCAUUAUAUUAUCUAUGGUUACCUUGAUAAAGGUUAAUAUAAGAAUCAAAAUAUAAAAUCAAGCUUAGGUUAAAAUAAGUUGAUUUAUAGCUUACAACACAGAUAAUACAUAAUAUUACGUAGUGUAAUAUAAAUAUUGUUUUUCCAGGGCCCGGACUAGGUAUGAAUCUUGAAUAUUGGAAAGACGUCAAAUUUCUAUUAGUUCGAAUGAAGUCGGAGUACAUUACCGUUCAAUGCACGUUGGAUUCAGAUGAAGUUGACGAUAUUUUUAAAGAUAUUGCUGGUGAGUAUCCUUAUCUCUGAGUUUGGCAUAAUUCAGGCUUGUUUGAUAUCAAAAAUUUGAGUUCAAAAUUGAUUUAUCCUUAAAUUUAUGGAUUUUGAGCUAAUUUUGAUGUUUUCAGCCCUGAAAGAGCUCAAAACCUUGAAGUUCACAUGCCUGGAGUUGCAAGGAUCUUGUCGAACAGAGAGUGUACUAAAGUAUCUUGGUGAUAAGAUUGUGGAAAUCACUGCCGACAAGUCGAUUUUGCCUUAUUUUCAUAAAAUACCUCAUCUCAAGAUAUUGAACUUCUCUGAACGGGGUGAUUUAGGUACGUUUUUCUAGUUAUUGUCGUUUAUAUUGUUGUAAAAAGUUAGCAUGUUGUUAUAAGAAUGGUCUUCAAUUCAUUUUGAGGUUAAUUUCAAGAAAAUACGGCUAAAUCAUAUUGUUUUAGAUAUUGAUGUAGUGUUCUCGUUGUCCGUACCUCACUUGAAUCUCAAGCACAGUAGUUUUGUUCUUUUGACAGAUAUUGGAAAGCAUACGUAAGUUUUGAAACUACAUCUGUUUAAAAAUGGCAAGAGAAACGAGAUUUGUAGCGAAAAAUUGAAAAAAUGCCGAGACGCAGCUUGCGAAGACGAUUCUGCAGGCUGCACAAGGCAAAAUUGAUUAUCAUGUAAAAUACGUGCCAUAUGAUGACUGUGUGUUUUAUUUUGAGGUAUAAAAAAUUUAUUUUUAAACGUUUUAAAAAGACCUUUUUGCAGAUUUACCAAAAAUUCUUUACUAAACCACUUGGGUAUUAAUGUAGAGCUAGGUGAACUGGACAAACUGGUGGACAAAGACGUGCUAAAAACAUUUGAAGCUCUAAAAUCUUUGAAUACUAACAUAUUUGUUCAAUUCCAAACUCAAAUGCUCUUUUACAAUGAAAGGGACGAGGUGGGUUGAGCAUUAUAUUGUAGUAGGGCAAUGUGGGUAUAGGAGGGUAAAAUACAUGUCUCUAUCUGAAAUAUAUUGAAAAUAAUGACAUUUUAUAUACGACGAAACCUAAUUAUGCACGAUUUAUCUUAUAAAAUGUAAAUUUUCAAUAUUUUUUUAGUGGAACGACACCAAAGUCUUCCUCACAUCGGUCAAAGAUUUUAUCAAUAGAAUAACAACUCAAGCCAAAAGCGUGGAAUUGAGGUCAGCAAUCAAUCUGGCUGUGGAAUGCAAGGUAAUUAAGGAUUUUUUAAUUUUGUCAAGGAUUUUUACUUUUUGCACGAUGCAGUUAUUAAUUCAACUGCACGGUGCAGUCAGAAAAUUUAUUGCACGGUGCAAUAUUUCAAAAGGUUAAUUUUAGCUAUUGAAAUGGUUUUAAAAAAUUAUUUUGCAUUGAUAAUGAGAGUUAAAAAAGCUAUUUUUAAAACGUACUUUUGUAAUUUUAAAAAAAUUUCAUUUUACAUUGGAAAUGAGGAUUUUAAAUUUUUGCACCGUGCAGUCACAAAAUUGAUUGCACAGUGCACAGCUGUCUGAAAUGGGAAAUGACCAAUAGUGGCUUUUCGUUCGUUGCAAAGUGUCCAAAAAUUUUUCAAAUGGUCUUUUUAUUUUUUCUUUUUCUUUUCUCUAUUUUUAUAUUUUAUUUUAAUUUUUGACACUUCGCAGCACGUUGAAACGUAACGAAAAGCCAGAAAUUUCCAUUUCCAAUUUUUGUUUUACUUCAGACAGACGUGCAGUGCAAUAUUUUAAAAUUUUGAUUUUACCUGUGAAAUGACAGUUUGAAAAACGUGUUUUGCAUUGAAAAUGAAAGCUAAAAAAGCAAAAUUUAAAAUGUGUUUUUGAAAUUUAUAAAAAUUUUAACUUUGCAUGGGAAAUGAGGUUUUUUUAGGAUUACCCAGACAAAUUUGACGAAUUCCUUGAAUCGUCAUUCCCAGAAGCCAAGAUUUCAAUCGAAAAUGAUGAGUAUACUGUAGACUUUAAUUCAAACUCGACUAAAGUCGACUUUGGAAUCGCCAGAGAAACACCAGAUAUGCAAUAA
Messenger RNA from Bursaphelenchus okinawaensis, 3428 nucleotides. Lineage: Eukaryota; Metazoa; Nematoda; Chromadorea; Rhabditida; Aphelenchoididae. The record is from the annotation of a GenBank genome assembly.